GAGUCGCCCCGGAGCCGGUGACGUACCGAAGGCCGGUGAGCUGCUCGCCCUACUUUGCUGCUCUGGGGGCGCUGCAGCUGCUGGUGGCGGAGAAGACUUUGAGCAGCAAAAUAGUUUAUUUAGUUGAUGCUGCUGCUGCUGAGGAGGGGAGAGCAGCACGAGCGCGGGCGCAUGCAGCAGCAGCAGCAGCGGCGGCGCGGGAGGCGGAGAAGCGGGCGCUGGCGGAGGCGCGGGCGCCGCUGCUGCAGCAGCUGCUGGGCAGCAGCAGCAGCAGCAGCAGCAGCAGCAGGGGUCCCCGCAUCGAAAUCUUGGGGGCCCCCCUCCGCACUGAUUUAUUUCUUGGAGACGAAUCUGCUGCUCAGAAGGAGGGGGCCCUUUACGUGGGCGUGCUGCUGCGGGCGCAGCCGGAGUGGGACUUGCUGCUGCUGGAGCCCAGCCCCUUCGCCCCCGCUGCUGCUGCUGCUGCAGCAGCAGCAGCAGCAGCGCGGCUGCCCGUGUCUUGGCAAGAAAACAAAAGAAUUAAGUUCGGAAGAUUCGACUCUCUUCCUUACCAGUUUGCUGACCUCCGGAGGCCCCUCAAAAGGGGGGCCCUUUACCUCCAAGACCUUCCCGCGGAGGCCCCCGUGCUUUCCCUCAACCAGCUCUCGCAGCUCAAGCUCGUCUUCUUCAGGAAGUGCUGGAGACCCAGGGUCGCUUCAAAAAUAUGGACCUGGAGGCUGGAGGUGAGUUGGGCGGCAGUUGCUGCACCUGCUGGGGAGCAGCAGCAGCAGCAGCAGCCGCAGCAGUAG
Messenger RNA from Eimeria tenella, 788 nucleotides. RefSeq lists its product as uncharacterized. Lineage: Eukaryota; Apicomplexa; Conoidasida; Eucoccidiorida; Eimeriidae. The transcript has 3 exons. The record is from RefSeq and is a predicted model, not a curated record. The annotation marks the transcript as partial.